AUGUGCCACUGGGUUGUGCUAUGGCUAUGCCUCUGCGGAUCGGCCACGGUGGCCGCCACAGACUGGGAGCUGUUGUAUUGGGUGCUCCACAACGACAUCCCUUACGUUCAGUGGAUGCUGAGAAUUAGGCUCAGCAGAGGCAGCCUUGAAACAGCUAUGUGGUUCGACAACGCCAAAUAUAAUAUCCGGCCUAUGGUUGUCAAGGGAUCUGUCGAGACCACGAUGCUCCAUGCAGCUGCUUCGGAGGGCCUCCCGGAUAUGCUGCACGUGUUGCUGACUGCUUGGCCAGCAGGUGCACAGGCAAGAGAUUCAAGAGGCAAGCUGCCUCUGCACGCUGCAUGUGGGUACGAAGCCGGGCAAAAUCACUGCCCGAAAGGCAGCUUGGCUGUUGUGCAGCCGCUGCUUCAACAGUGGCCAGAUGGCGUGAAAGUGGCUGAUACCGAUGGCCGGGUGCCCUUGCACUUUGCAGCCGAACGUGGAGAUGUGGAGCAAGUUCGGCUCCUGCUUGAGCAUUGGCCAGAUGGCGUGAAAGUGGCUGAUACCGAUGGGCGGCUGCCCUUGCACUAUGCAGGCAUGAGCGGGGUUUUUCAGCUAGUGCAGCUCUUGCUGCAAAAGUGGCCAAGUAGUGAGAAAGUCGCUGAUCUUCGGCCGGGCUAUUUGCCCUUGCACUAUGCUAGCAGGGGCUCUGACGUGGAGCUAGUACAGCUUCUGCUGCAGCUUUGGCCGGACAGUGUGCAGGUUGUUGGCAACGACGGUUGGCUGCCUUUGCACAUGGCAGCUUGUUGUGGCAGUUUGGAGCUGGUGCAGCUGCUGCUGGAGCAUUGGCCCCAGGGCUUCCAUGUGGUUACCGAGGAAGGGGAAACGGUCCUUUCCCUUUCCAUUGCAGGCGGCAGCGUGCAGAAUGCUCGUUGGAUAUUUCAAAGGUCCCCGCCGCCUUCUUACAUUCCAAACUUGGACUGCGUGGUCCUGAUUGAGCUGGCUUGCAACACCACCGAAGCGAGCCAGUCGUGGAAAGAUGCUGCAAGAGACCUGAAGUGCUCGAAUACGAGGUGGCUAACCAAGCCAGAAUUGCAAUUGUGGCUGGACUUCUGUGGUGGCAGCCCAAACUUUCGAGAUAGUUCUGGUUCACGGCUCAUAGACCUGCUGCAGGAGUCUGAAGCGCAGGAGUUCUUGGAAUUUCGUGGGACGCAAGAAGACCGGAUCACAACAACCUUGAUCGACUGGUUUAUUUGGGUGGCGCUGAUCUCGGCGACGAGCACAGCUUUUGCUGUCGUAGGCCUUGAGUGGUUGACGGUGAGAUUUAUGCGGAACUGGGGCUGGCUGAAAGAGGUGUCCGUCCCGGAUGAGUUCGAAGAGUCAGCGAAGCUGCUGGUUGGCCAAGCUUUUGCCAGGCGUGUGUGGCUGCUCAGGUUGUGGCGCUGGCUCGAGCUUCUGGUUGCUGUUGUCUUACUUGGCCCUUCGCUCUUGCUCAUGUACUGGGUGUGGUGGUUGCCCCUGGUGGCUUUUACCUACGUUGUCCCGGCAGCCUGUCGCCAUGGAAUUCGGAAGCUGGUCCAAGCCCCGGUGCUGACCAUCUUCGCACAGGGUGCCGCGGCCCAGGUCAUUGCCCUUUUGCGCACAGCGCUGUUUUUGGGCAUCCUGGUGAACGUACAUGUUGUCAGCGAUGCUGCAGUCAGUUACGGUUACGGCGACGAUUUUGCAAGUAUGCCUUCGAUUGCGUGGAUGCAGAACCUGAUCAACCCUUCCUACGAGGAUUGGUAUCGGUCAAAGUUGAGACUGUGGCAUGAAAGUCGACUGCAUGAUCACUGGCUUUUUGAAGGGGGCUCGCAAAUCAGCGCCGCCACCUUGUACCAGUCUCUGGAGCAGGUGGGAGCAUGGCUCCUCGUCCUGUACCUGGCAUGCCUGCUUUGUGCAGUCAUGUGCCGUUGCGUGCAACUCCUGCUCAAACAAAGGGCCGGGAGCGGUGCUACACAUGACGGCCUGAAGCAGCUCGCAGUCCGGGAGUUGUUGAAGACCCCGAAAGACAAGAUUCAAGGUUUGCACGCUAGGAUUAACCCCGCGAUGGCGAUGACCAAGGAGGAAUUGCCGAGAAAGAUUGUGCCGGUUGUCACUUUGACUUGGCCCUGGCACCAAGGUGGCGGGCUGUGGCCAAGUGUGGCUGUUUGGUUGUUGGAUGUGGGCCUUGACGUCAACACCAUCUUCACUUUUCUCAUGGCGAAGCAGUAUGUUUUCGCUGCAGUGACAGCUUUCGUGGUGGUCCGUAGCACCUUCAAGCAGGUGCUCGUGCUCGCCCCCUGGAAUUUGCCCGAGGCCGUGCGGCAAAGUGCACACAGAGGCCUCGUGCGGAAGGAUCUGCUGGACAUGCUGGAGGAGGAGAAGCGUUCCGAGGCGUUCCUUUGCGGUUGCAUCACGGCCUACUCCGCCAUGUUCUCUGUCGACACUGCUGUCCAAAUGCUGGUGCAGAUGUUAAGCACUCUUCUCAGCACGUGGUUGUUUGCAGGCUAUGCUGUUCAAGUUUGCGACUUCGAAAUGGAUGAGGACGCCGUCAACAACUCGUAUGGAGAAGCUGCACAGGAAUCGGUGCCGGAACCCACGCUCCACGAAACAGCUCAGGGCCUGCCGGCUGGCGAGAUGACCCAGAAAGAUGCGAAUGAGGAGACAUGGAUUUCCGUAGUUGCCACGGAGGAAAAGGAAGCGGCCUCCCUUGAGGUCACCAAGGACGGCGAGAUGUUGAGUAGCCAAAGGUACUCAAGCUGUGCAGCCCCGAAGGGGCCAGCAUCCAAGGCAAGAGCGAAGAAGAAGCCUGGGUCACGAAAGCAGAAAUCCAAAUUUUCCAAGCCAUCCCCGGCAGACGUAAUUGGCGCCUCAAAACAGGCAUCGUGA
Symbiodinium sp. CCMP2592 is the source of this 2883-nucleotide messenger RNA. NCBI's taxonomy places the organism in Eukaryota, Dinophyceae, Suessiales, Symbiodiniaceae. The record is from the annotation of a GenBank genome assembly.